AUCUGUGUGUUGCACUGCCAAACAGUCAGCGGACGCCUUCUCACUUCGCUGCUCGCGGACGAGUUGUUGGACUUUGGCCUUGUCAUGUCGCAGAGGUACCCCAUCAGUAUCCGUGUAACCGGAGUCAUGGAGAAGGACAAGAAAAAAAUGUACAUCGCCUCGGUGCUUUGGUCAGACGAGGAAGACGUCGUCAUCUACAGGACUCUUGAGGACUUUAAGAAAAUGCAUAAGCUCCUAAAGAAAGCAUUCCCUGGCGUGAAAAAAUCUGAGAGAAUCGUGCCUAAAUUUCACGUCGCAAAGAAGGCCAAAGCUGGGCAGAAGAACGGCAGCGCCAAGUCCCUCAAUUACCUGAAGCCCUUGCAGAAGUACUGCAACCAACUGCUGAGCUGCGAUCCGCAGGUCAACCAGUCGGUGCACCUCAUCCAGUUUCUCCACCCCAAAAAUGAGGAACUGCAGCCCAGAGUACUCCAGGCAACGGGUAUGUUUGUUCUUCAUUGACACACACACACACACAAGGCUGUCUGAUAAAGUGUGUGCCCCAGCUGAACUGAAAGUCACGAUUAAUUAGUAACUUUUGACAUUUGGAGCCAUCCAAACAAAAAGACUGAUUAUGAGAGCGUUGGCUGCCAAUUUCAAUGCCAAUUAAAAGUCACAUCUUUUCCCAAAGUUCCAUUUUGAACAUAUUUCACAAUCAUCAUUAUUGGCCAAGUAUGUUAAAACACACUCGAGUAUUUUACGGCAAAAUGUCCAUUCAAAGAAAUUGACUGUGACGGAAUAUACAUAUUUACAAAAAAAAGAUCACCUAUUAUGAAAGAAUCACUGCCCAAGUACAGUUCAGUUGUAUUUACCUUACGUUUUAUGCAUUGAAUCUCUCAGAAGUGUUUGGUUUUUAACAUUUAUCUCGGUACAAAUUUUAUUUCAGUUUGAUGUUUGAUUUAUUGAUGGGGACGAUGCAAAUCACAUGUUGGAUGGAGCUUCGGCCUGUUUCAAACACGCUUCAAGUAACUGAUGUUCCCUUUUGCUAGUUUCCAUCUCCUGCCCUCCGUUGGGCUUUUAGGAAAUGAAAAGAGGGCUCAAAGCAGAUGCGGCAAUUUUGCAUGGAAACAGAAUUAAAAUCUUACAUCAUAGUUAUAUGAAAUUACAGAGGAGUCAAAAGUGCUCAAAUCUCUUUUUAACAUCGUUUCAUUGAAUCAUUAGUUUGGUAGUUGUUUUUUUCCUAAACGUCAGCACAGUUACUUCAAUUCAAAAUUCCAGAACGUAAAUUCCCAAUUCCAGCACAUUUUAAACAUUGAGCAUUUCAAGCACGUUACAGAAUUCCAAGGACUCGCUGGAGCACGAAGCGCGUUAAGUGUGACAUUGGUGCGCAACUGCAGGCACGCUUCCAAGCCUGAGUUGACAAGUGAACCAGCAGGAUGCUAGCGCAGCUUCGCCCGAGGUCUGUUUCCAUCUAUCCUCUCUUUAUGCCACUGGAGAUUAGGCCGUCUGACUUUGAGCUCAAGGCGAGGCACACACGGAACCGGACGACAGCCGAUUGCGGGGCGCAUUAUAAUCUAUACAAAUAAGGCUGAACGCCUCCAGACAAUUUAGAGUCUUUACUGACGCUACCAUGCAGGUUUUUGGGCCCGGUUCUGCACUGUAUUGACAUCAAGUUUUCAUUUUCCUCUUAGCAUCAUAAUUACGCCCCCCGAAACGCAAGCCCAGCAGGA
Messenger RNA from Phycodurus eques (leafy seadragon), 1706 nucleotides. It is a transcript of the gene noxo1a, whose product is annotated as NADPH oxidase organizer 1a. Gene Ontology annotation, biological process: superoxide anion generation. The transcript is spliced from 4 exons. The coding region runs from base 85 to 498 and encodes 137 amino acids. Gene Ontology annotation, molecular function: phosphatidylinositol binding; superoxide-generating NADPH oxidase activator activity. Lineage: Eukaryota; Metazoa; Chordata; Actinopteri; Syngnathiformes; Syngnathidae. The record is from RefSeq and is a predicted model, not a curated record.